AUCACUCAUCUGAGUGGAGUAGGUACUAGGUACAGACGACAGCCGAGUGCCGGAUAUUAAAGUUCGAACUUAUAUCUUAGACUAGAAGUGGAUUUUCUUCGUUUUAAUACAGGUAUCAUGUUUACUGGUAAAGUAGUUCUUGUCACCGGCGCAAGUUCAGGUAUAGGCGCAGAAACUGCUAUAGAAUUUUCUAAGCUCGGAGCUGGUGUGGUGAUAACAGGAAGAAAAAAUGACUUAUUAAAUAAUGUCGCAAAGCAAUGUGAGGAAAUUUCACCGACAAAAUUAAAACCUCUGCCAAUAAUUGCUGAUAUGAAUAACGAAAAUGACAUAGAAAAUAUUGUAAAAGCUACUAUCGAUCAUUUUAAGAAGCUGGAUGUAUUAGUUAAUAAUGCCGGUGUUUUAGAAUCUGGGACAAUAGAAACUACUUCUUUAGAACAGUACGAUAGAGUUAUGAACGUCAAUGUUCGUGGUCCUUAUUAUUUAACUAUGUUAACUGUGCCACAUCUAAUUGAAAGUAAAGGCUGUAUUGUAAAUGUUUCUAGUGUUACUGGUAUGAGGUCUUUUCCUAAUGUUCUUGCGUAUUGCAUGUCUAAAUCGGCCUUGGACCAGUUUACUAGAUGCGUAGCCCUUGAAUUGGCGGCCAAAGGAGUUCGUGUUAAUGCUGUCAAUCCUGGAGUAAUAGCAACUGGUUUGCAUAAAAAAGGCGGAAUGGAUGAAGCUCAAUAUGAAGCAUUUUUGAAAAAAUGUGCUGAAACCCAUGCCAUAGGAAGGCCUGGUUAUGCGCAUGAAGUGUCAUCUGUCAUUGUAUUUUUGGCAAGCGACGGUGCCAGCAAUAUUACUGGCGCUACAUUACCUGUCGACGGCGGUCGUCAUGCAAUGUGUCCACGUUAAAUAAAUAUACGUACCAUAAAAACUACGUAGGUAUUUUUGAUAUUGCUAAAUUUUUAUAUAUAUUAAAUUACAUUAAAAUUUUUGUUAAAUAAAAACUUAAAUAGAUAUAUUUAUUUUUAAUUCGUCUAUAUAAUUAGAAAACAUUUUUCCUUCCGAUAUUUCUUACUUGGAAUUUCAAUAUUUUUAAUAUAAAAUAAGAAUCGAGCUUUCGAUCCACCAUCGUACAGGUCCCAAUUUUAUUCAUUGAAUACUACAGUUAGUUAUCACUUAUAUUAAUUCUUGAAGCCAGGAGAUCCUUUAAAUAAAAAUUGCAUUAUGUAAGUAGGUAUAGCUUUAGUUAAGGUUCUCCCAGUACUCUCUUUGGUUACUUAUAAAAAAUCAGAGAUUGUGAAGUUAGUGGGUCGCCAUAUUUAUGUAGAAACUAGCUGCCCGGACAAACUUUAUUCUGUCACUAGUUAAUAGUAAAAAUUAAAUUUGUCCACGCAA
Melitaea cinxia (Glanville fritillary) is the source of this 1377-nucleotide messenger RNA. RefSeq names its product 3-oxoacyl-[acyl-carrier-protein] reductase FabG-like. Gene Ontology annotation, molecular function: oxidoreductase activity. The transcript is spliced from 2 exons. Bases 118 to 891 code for a protein of 257 amino acids. The record is from RefSeq and is a predicted model, not a curated record. NCBI's taxonomy places the organism in Eukaryota, Metazoa, Arthropoda, Insecta, Lepidoptera, Nymphalidae.